Molecule: messenger RNA, 1345 nt
Organism: Beta vulgaris subsp. vulgaris (sugar beet)
Lineage: Eukaryota; Viridiplantae; Streptophyta; Magnoliopsida; Caryophyllales; Amaranthaceae
Exons: 7
Coding region: 173-934 (253 amino acids)
Cellular component (GO): Golgi apparatus
Source: RefSeq, a predicted model, not a curated record
UCACUUAAUUCUCAAGCAACCAAACAAAAACAGUCAACUAAUCCACCAUUUCACCGACGACGACUCACUUUCUCUCUCCUCUCGCGCACACUCUCUUCUAAACAGUUACAUUACAGGCUUACAGCAUCAGCACAGCUACUUUCUCUCUCUAGAAAUAAAACCAGCGAUUUCAAUGGCGGAAGAGAAGGAGUCGACUUCUGUUCCUUUGAGCCAAGAUGAUCCUGAAGAUCCUGCUAAAGCUCCUCUCACUUCCUCUAAUUCUUCUUCUCGCGAGGCUUGCUGCUAUGUCCUCCAGAGCUGGGUUUCCAAAAAGUUCAUGACUGGAUGUGUAGUGCUCUUCCCUGUUGCAGUCACCUUCUUCAUUACUUGGUGGUUUAUUCAGUUUGUAGAUGGUUUCUUCAGUCCUCUAUAUGAGGGACUCGGGAUUGACAUAUUUGGAUUAGGUUUCAUCACUUCGUUAUUGUUUGUGUUUCUUGUUGGUGUUUUUGUUUCUUCAUGGAUGGGUGCUACUGUUUUCUGGCUUGGAGAGUGGCUGAUUAAAAAGAUGCCUUUUGUUAGGCAUAUAUAUUCAGCGUCCAAACAAAUUAGCUCUGCAAUUUCUCCAGAUCAAAAUACUACUGCAUUUAAAGAGGUAGCAAUAAUUCGUCAUCCACGUGAAGGUGAAUAUGCAUUCGGCUUCAUCACUUCAACUGUCACACUGCAGAGGGAUGAUGGUGACGAAGAGUUGUGUAGUGUAUAUGUUCCAACCAACCAUCUGUAUAUUGGAGACAUCUUUCUGGUCAAUUCAAAGGAUGUCAUCAGACCAAAUCUCUCUAUUCGCGAAGGCAUAGAGAUAAUUGUUUCAGGAGGAAUGACAAUGCCACAAAUCAUAUCACCUGUUGAAAGAACACCGCGACAAAGUGACAGAAUCCCAUUGAAUCGACUGUCAACAUAAUGAUGAGGUUUAAGGAAUGUCUGUUUACAAGUCUUGUGAUGUUUGAUUACCAAUAUGUGAAGAUAGAUAAUUGCGUGCAGAUUAUCCGAGAACAGAUUCGUUUUGUGCGCUGUGAUUCCAUGAGUAAAUCAGUGUUGACAUUUGAGAAUUCUCUAUUUGUUUCUACUUACUGGCAAGUAUACUGUCGUUCCUGUUGUAUUGACCUCUGUACCUGUGACUGUAGUGUAUAGGAUAUAAUCAUGUAAAGGUUAGUGAUUAAUUCGAGCUCUCCUCUUUUCUUAUGCUGCUGGUUAGUGCAUGUAUUUUUUAAAACGAUGGUGUCCUAAAUUAUUGCUUGUAAUUUUUCUUCGCUACAGGAUGAAUAGAUUUUUUUGUACCGGAAUGAAAUGUGUCCUAAAUUUGCUAGUCUGA